Molecule: messenger RNA, 1211 nt
Organism: Bombus pyrosoma
Lineage: Eukaryota; Metazoa; Arthropoda; Insecta; Hymenoptera; Apidae
Product: nucleoporin Nup35
Exons: 3
Coding region: 146-1105 (319 amino acids)
Biological process (GO): nuclear pore organization; NLS-bearing protein import into nucleus; regulation of DNA-templated transcription
Cellular component (GO): nuclear pore nuclear basket; nuclear pore central transport channel; nuclear membrane
Molecular function (GO): single-stranded DNA binding; phospholipid binding; structural constituent of nuclear pore
Source: RefSeq, a predicted model, not a curated record
ACGAUAGAGGAGACAUCUGUAAGUAGAAAUCGAAUGUUGUUCGUUAUUUAAAUAUUUAAUCAAAUGUUUAAGCGGCUGUGAAUAUUUACGUAUUUAUACACUGCGUUAAAAGUUUUUGGAAUUUGUUCAAGUAAAAGUAAUUUAGAUGGAACCAAUGGCAUUAGGAUCACCUGUUGGAAGUCCAGUGCAAAGUCCUGGAAGUCCAGGAACUUCUGCAUACCUCCCAAAUUUCCUUCUAGGUGAUUCUACAACGCCUGCCAAAAUAAGUUUGAUGGGCCCACAAGAUAUUUUGAAACAGUCACACAUUGGUCACAGUGCACUUACCUCUCCACCUUCUCACUAUGGUACUCCAGAUUAUCGUAGUAAUCGUCAGAAAGCUGUGUUCGGAAAUGCUAAUACUCCUAACACGUCACAAAUAGUCACAGAAAGCCACACUGGUGGACCUCCAACGAGAGGACUAUUCGAUACUCUAGAAACUUCUGAAACUGCAUCGCCCUACUUGUCAGCAACGAAUCAAAGUAUACCUUGCUAUCAACCAAGACUUUUAGUGAAUAAUAUGAAUACUUCUAUAUUUAACGAUGGUGCAAUGAGCCCUAAUGCAAAUGAAUCACAAGGUCUUUUGCAAUGGGUAACCGUUUUUGGUUUCUCGCCUAGUGAUAUGAAUACAGUUUUAGCUCACAUCUCAAGCAGAGUUCGCGUAGUAGACAAGCAUCCUCCACCACAUUCACAGAGCAACUGGAUACACUUAAAAUGUGCUUCAGAAUUAGAAGCACAAAGGGCACUCGCGUGUAAUGGAAAUAUAGUAUCUGGAUCUAUAAUGAUCGGUUUGAUCCCUUGUACGGACGAGGGUGUUAUAUUAGGAUCGGAUAAAGAGAGUCGUUCGAGAAUGAACGGAAGUAUUAAAUGUUUCUCGAACCUAGGAAGAGUCACUCAAUCGCCAGAAUACAAUACACCACGCACACCCAUUAGGAUACAAAAUGCAAGACCACUGGCAGCUGGUUACAAUCAAAAUCUUAGUUCACAAUCAGUGAAAUCACCUGAAAAUGUUCCACAGAAAUCUACAGGUUUAGUUUCGAAAGCAAUGGAAUAUAUGUUUGGGUGGUAAUUUUGACUGAAGACAAUUGUACAUGUUGUUUCGUUAAUGACAAAUAUUAUUUAAUAUGUAAUUCUCCUUAUGUUUUUAUAAAAAUCGAAUGCAAUAUAGACAUGAA